This is a messenger RNA of Callorhinchus milii (elephant shark), 1356 nucleotides long. RefSeq lists its product as uncharacterized. Bases 1 to 1356 code for a protein of 451 amino acids. The transcript has 3 exons. The record is from RefSeq and is a predicted model, not a curated record. NCBI's taxonomy places the organism in Eukaryota, Metazoa, Chordata, Chondrichthyes, Chimaeriformes, Callorhinchidae.
AUGGAUGUGUCCUAUGCCUCUGAGGGCUACAUCAAUCUGAGAAACAGUAUCAUCACGAGUUCGACUUCCCUAAUCGAACCAAGCAAACGUCCCUCUCUAAAACCAUCGGCGGCUAGACCUCCCAGACUCUAUGGUCUUCCCAAAAUCCAUAAAGAAGGCACGCCGCUACGACCCAUCGUGUCGAUGAUAAACUCUCCUACGUACAAACUAGCCCGUUUUCUAUCAGAUACUCUGCUCCCCUUCACAGGCAAGACCUCUUCGGCAGUACUCAACUCAACCCAAUUAGUCUCUAUGGUUAAGGACAUGGUACUAUCUCCUGAUGACAUCCUCGUCAGCUUUGAUGUAGUAUCUUUGUUCACCAAAGUCCCAGUACCGGACACCCUAACAAUAAUUGAGGACUUAGUCCAACAUGGAUUGAAUUCUGAUGUACCUGCGCUGGUUAGGCAUUGCCUCACCAACACCUAUUUUACCUGGAAUGGCACCUUCUACAAACAGAAUGAGGGUACCCCUAUGGGCUCCCCCUUGUCACCAGUUAUAGCCAACAUGUUCAUGGGAAAGUUUGAAUCAGACGCCAUCCAGACAUCCACCCUGCGUCCUUCCCUGUGGAAGAGGUAUGUGGAUGACACUUUCGUCAUCUGGCCACAUGGCCUCCCAGCAUUGAACCACUUCUUGGACCACAUCAAUUCUAGACACCCAUCCAUCAGAUUCACCAUGGAAGUGGAGAAAGACGGUAAACUACCAUUCUUGGAUAUUCUGUUUGAGAGGAGGCCUGACGGAUCCUUGGGACAUUCUGUCUACAGGAAAGCCACCCACACAGAUUCCUACUUGAAACCGGAUUCGCCCCACCACCCAUUUCAAAAGAAUUCUCUCAUCAAAACGCUAUACCACAGAGCCCAUGGCAUUUCUGACCAACACCACCUGGCCGGUGAAUUAAGACAUGUACAUCGGGCCCUCAGGAUGAACGGAUACUCUGACCGCAUUAUCUGCCAAGCUGUUUCUCCCACCACACAGAAACAGCCACAUGAAACUCCGACCAAAACUAUCACGUUACCAUACAUAGCAUGCAACGUGACGGCUGUGGGCCAGGCGCCUCCUCUGUCUCCUCCCACCGCCGCCGCCACUGCUGAUGUGGACACACCGCGCGAGGUUCUCACCUUCAGGCUGAGUCGACGCAGAGGAGGCCCAGCGAGCCGCCGCUUCAGAAGCUUUCGCUCGCCACUGACGGUGGCCAGGCUCACUGACCUGGCCCAGCUUCGGCUCAGGUCCGACCCUCAGCCACACGAGCCUGGCCCUCAUAAGGACACAGACCUCGCUGCUCUGAGGUCGCCCCUGGCUUGCCCUGCUCGGCUCUUAUAA